AACUUCAAACAGAACAACAGGCUCGUAUAAUUUAUAUAAAGCUUUGAAGGCUCGGCUUCAUCCCAACUUAGGAAUACAAAUCUGAAGAGUGAAAAGUGGAAACAGAGAAAUCGAAGAAGGAAGAUAGAAAAUGGAGAGGUCUCAGAUCUGGCUGACUUUUGUGGUUGUGGCCUUGUUACUGGUGUCCGCUCUCGCAGACGAUGUCGUCGUGCUCACCGAGGAAAACUUCGAGAAGGAGGUCGGUCAGGAUAGAGGUGCUCUUGUCGAGUUCUACGCUCCCUGGUGUGGGCACUGUAAAAAGCUUGCUCCGGAAUAUGAAAAGCUCGGUGCAAGCUUUAAGAAAGCUAAGUCUGUGGUGAUUGGAAAGGUGGACUGCGAUGAGCACAAGAGCUUGUGCAGCAAAUAUGGGGUUUCUGGAUACCCUACCAUUCAGUGGUUUUCUAAGGGUUCUUUGGAGCCCAAAAAGUAUGAAGGUCCGAAUGCUGAAGCUCUGGUCGAGUUUGAUACUGAAGGAGGGACCAAUGUGAAGAUAGCUACAGUCCCCUCCAAUGUGGUGGUUCUGACGACUGAUAAUUUUGAUGAGGUUGUCCUGGAUGAGACGAAAGAUGUUUUGGUUGAAUUUUAUGCCCCAUGGUGCGGUCAUUGCAAAAACCUUGCUCCUACCUAUGAAAAGGUAGCCACAGUUUUUAAGUCAGAGGAAGAUGUGGUCAUUGCUAAUCUGGAUGCUGAUAAAUACAAGGAUCUUGCUGAAAAAUACGGUAUUAGUGGGUUCCCAACUUUGAAAUUUUUCCCAAAGGGAAACAAAGCUGGUGAGGAAUAUGAAGGCGGCAGGGAUUUAGAUGACUUUGUAAUUUUCAUUAAUGAAAAGUGUGGCACCAGCCGUGAUGGGAAAGGAGAACUUACUUCAAAUGCUGGUAUAGUGGCAAGUUUGGAUGCCUUGGUGAAGGAGUUUGUGGCUGCUAGCAGUGAAGAGAAGAAGGCAGUCUUUGCUCGGAUAGAAGAGGAGGUGGAGAAGCUCAAGGGCUGUGCAGGAAGGCAUGGAAAGAUAUAUAUCAAACUUGCUCAGAAAUACAUGGAGAAGGGGGCUGACUAUGCCAAGAAAGAGACUGAGCGGCUCCAACGCAUGCUUGAAAAGUCAAUCAGCUCAGCAAAGGCGGAUGAGUUUACCCUCAAGAAAAACAUUCUAUCAACUUUCAUGUUAUAGUUUCCCUUACAAGUGGAUAGGUUAGUGAUUAUCUACUUCUGUGAGGAUUGAUUUUUGUUCCACCUCUCUUAUCCCCAAUUUACUUUGAAUCUAAUCUCAAGCAGAGGCUUCUUUAAACAUUGAAUCAUUACCGGUCUUUAUUUUAAUUAAAGCACAGUUUAGUACUUAAGAAUUUGGUAAAAAAGCUAGUCAGCAGGGCCAUAUGGAUUGUCCCCUCUGUAUUUGUACCUUUCUUUACAUAGACGAGGCUUAAAUUGUUUUUGCAUAAAGGAUUUCUCGGCUGGUUAAUUUAUGUUCUCUUUCUACAAUACAAACUUUAGAUUUCUAUCUUGCUAUGGUGCCAAUGAAGAUAAGCUACAAACAAGUUAUUUGAAAUUUUAGUGCCCAGUUUAACCAGUUUAACCUUUUGAGGAA
Carica papaya (papaya) is the source of this 1618-nucleotide messenger RNA. RefSeq names its product thioredoxin family protein (gene UNE5). Gene Ontology annotation, molecular function: protein disulfide isomerase activity. Gene Ontology annotation, biological process: protein folding. NCBI's taxonomy places the organism in Eukaryota, Viridiplantae, Streptophyta, Magnoliopsida, Brassicales, Caricaceae. Gene Ontology annotation, cellular component: endoplasmic reticulum. The record is from RefSeq and is a predicted model, not a curated record.